Molecule: messenger RNA, 996 nt
Organism: Cryptomeria japonica (Japanese cedar)
Lineage: Eukaryota; Viridiplantae; Streptophyta; Pinopsida; Cupressales; Cupressaceae
Product: putative disease resistance protein At3g14460
Exons: 1
Coding region: 1-996 (331 amino acids)
Source: RefSeq, a predicted model, not a curated record
AUGUUUACUGCUAUGAGAGGACUGCGUGUCCUCGAAUUGAGUGGGACAGGCAUCUCAAAAUUGCCUCAAAGCCUUAGGAAGAUGAAACUUCUGAAAGUCUUGAAUUUAAAUGAUACAGAAAUUGAGAGGGUACCAGAGUGCGUGAGGCACCUGAAAAGUCUCCUGUUUCUAGCUCUCCCUGAGGGAUGUAAGAAAUUACCAGUAUGGAUAAGUGAAGUUAAAUGUCUUCAGCAUUUAGAGUGCAAGGGUGUUAGACGCAUGCCAAAAGGAAUAUCAAAACUACCUGCUUUGAGAACACUGCGAUCAGAUUUGUUGGACCUUUCCAGUGAAGGCGACCGAUUCAUGAGACAAGAGGAUUUUGUCAAUUUCACUCAGCUUCAGGAAUUAUGGUUAAAUAUUAACAAGGAAAUGGUUUCAAGGAUAGAAGAAGGGAUACUUGCACUACUGGUAAAGAUGCGCCGUCUGACAAUUCGUAACAGCACUGUAAAAGAAUUGGAGCUUCCGAAGAAAAUGACAGCAAUGAAAGAUCUGGAAAGUCUUAUACUAUGGGGUUUUGCAGUAGGAAGUUGGAUAUGUGAUAUGGCAAAUUUGAGGGAACUCGAGUUAAAGUGGUGUGAUUGUAGUGAUUAUUCAAAGUUUCCAACAAUGCCCAACCUAGUGAGAUUUGAGUUGUCGGGAAAUGAUAGCUGCAAAGAACUGCCAAAGGCUUUUGGGCAGCGGGGAGCGUUUAUUCAUCUGCGCUUCUUCAAAAUUGAUUGGUUCAAUGAAUUAAUGGAGUUUCCUGAAUUGGAGGAGGGGGCAAUAACAUGCCUUGAGGAGUUUCAUCUAUGUAAUUGUAGGAAGGUGAAAAAAGUGGGAGAGGGAUUGGAGCGGUUGAAAAAAUUGAAGCUUUUCUCUUAUAGAAUGUCCUAUAAAUUAGAGGAAAUGUUUAAAGCAGGGGGGGAAUAUUCUAAUAAAAUUAAGGUCAAUAAUCCUCAUGUAAAAAUUAUGUCAUAA